Messenger RNA from Suricata suricatta (meerkat), 3861 nucleotides. It is a transcript of the gene ZDHHC5, whose product is annotated as zinc finger DHHC-type containing 5. The record is from RefSeq and is a predicted model, not a curated record. The coding region runs from base 1378 to 3525 and encodes 715 amino acids. The transcript is spliced from 12 exons. NCBI's taxonomy places the organism in Eukaryota, Metazoa, Chordata, Mammalia, Carnivora, Herpestidae. Gene Ontology annotation, molecular function: palmitoyltransferase activity. Gene Ontology annotation, biological process: protein palmitoylation.
GGGGGCGGGCGCGGCGGCGCGAGCCGCAUGAAUGAGAGAAACGUGCCCCGCGCGAGACGUCGCGCGCGCCCGGGACGGGGAGCCAAUGGGAACGCUGGGAGGGCUCGAGACCCGGCACUGAGGGCAACGGCCGCGCGCCGGCUCGAAGACGAGCGUCGCCGGGCGGGAGCGCGCGUAGCAGGCGGGCGUGGAGCGUGCGGGGGCCGCGCGCGGCCUCUCAGAGGCCGGACGGCACUGCCGGGAGGCGGCGGCGAUAACGACGGUGGCGGUGACGGGAACCGCGCCGGGGGUAAGGCACUGUAACCCAGUUGAAUUCCGCAUCUAGAAAGCCCAAGACCAAAGAAGAGAGAUCAGAGACAUUGAGUAACCUGGAAACAGGGACUUCUUUGGGACUUUGGUUUCAUCAUCCACCGUACCCUUUUAACACUAUCAUUGAGUGGAAUCGAUUUCUUCAUCUUAUUUUGCUUAUUGGGCAGAACAUGGCUUCAGGGAUUUUAUGUUUCUCCUUAGUUUUGCAUGAACUUGAUAGGAAAUGGAGCCCUUAGGGGGCUUGGGAAUGACAAGAGAUUGAAGACAGACAAAAUCGAGCUCUCUCUCUCUCUGUUUUCCCUCCCCCUUCGAAGAAAAGGAUUUACAUCUUGACCUUGUAACAGCUGCUGCCGAGCUUUAGCCGUCUAGAGAAAAGAAAUAAAACUAAACCACCGUUGCUGGACUGGAAACUGAAGUCAAGGUGUGGGAGUGGUGGCAUCGAGGAAACUGCCUCAGAGGGCGGAGGACCGCAGUGAAAACAGCUUCUCUUCAAAACUGGAAGGGGCCUCAGGUUCCCUUUUGGAUUAAAAUAGAAACACGGGGCGCACCUCUCUGAGGUGCAGCUCACACCUUGUGGAGCGUGGUCGCCCUGGAGGUGCUACAGUGUCUCUUCAGAAGACUUUUUCCUGUCCCGCCUGACAGCCCCCCCCAACUUUGCCCUCGGAAGGAUUGCCUCCAUCCAUGAGCUGUUCCUCCAUCUGUCUGGCGGCCCGUGUUCUCCACCCGCAGCCAUUUGCUUGUGUACAGCCUACCAUUUGCCCCCGCUUUCUAAGCUGUACAAGUUGUGUUUCGUAAUCUCUCCUUCUGCCUUCUUCUGGGGUGGUGGUUAUUCGCCAUUUAGAAUCACCUUUCCCCCUCCCAUGUGCUUCCCUUUAUUUGAGAUCUUUUGACCUUUCGUUUUAUUUGGGAGGGGGAAGGGUGAUAACUUUACAAUUUCGGUUUCCCCUGGUUUCCUUCCGUACUUUAGUUGUUGUCCGCUGGUUCCCUCAUCCCUCAUUUUCUUGUCUGUUCUGCCGCUCUGUGGGCCUGGGCUAUGCGGCAGGGCAGAACUCCCAUCAGAGCUCCAACAUGCCCGCAGAGUCUGGAAAGAGAUUCAAGCCCAGCAAGUAUGUUCCGGUCUCCGCAGCCGCCAUCUUCCUAGUGGGAGCUACGACCCUCUUCUUUGCCUUUACCUGUCCAGGACUCAGCCUCUACGUGUCACCUGCAGUGCCCAUCUACAAUGCUGUGGUUUUUCUCUUUGUGCUGGCCAACUUCAGCAUGGCCACCUUCAUGGACCCAGGGAUUUUUCCUCGAGCCGAGGAGGAUGAAGACAAGGAAGAUGACUUCCGAGCUCCUCUUUACAAAACGGUGGAGAUUAAGGGCAUCCAGGUGCGCAUGAAAUGGUGUGCCACCUGCCGUUUCUACCGCCCUCCCCGCUGUUCCCACUGCAGUGUCUGUGACAAUUGUGUGGAGGAAUUUGAUCAUCACUGCCCCUGGGUGAACAACUGUAUUGGUCGCCGGAACUACCGUUAUUUCUUCCUCUUCCUCCUUUCCCUGACAGCACACAUUAUGGGUGUGUUUGGCUUUGGCCUCCUUUACGUCCUCUACCACAUGGAGGAACUCUCAGGGGUCCGCACGGCUGUCACAAUGGCAGUGAUGUGUGUGGCUGGCUUAUUCUUCAUCCCUGUAGCUGGCCUCACGGGAUUUCAUGUGGUGCUGGUGGCCAGGGGACGCACUACCAAUGAGCAGGUUACAGGUAAAUUCCGAGGAGGUGUGAAUCCCUUCACCAACGGCUGCUGUAACAACGUCAGCCGUGUGCUCUGCAGCUCCCCGGCACCCAGGUACUUGGGAAGACCAAAGAAAGAGAAGACGAUUGUUAUCAGACCUCCCUUCCUUCGACCAGAUGUGUCAGAUGGGCAGAUAACUGUGAAGAUCAUGGACAAUGGUAUCCAGGGAGAGCUGAGGAGAAGCAAGUCGAAGGGAAGCUUGGAGAUAACAGAGAGCCAGUCUGCCGAUGCCGAACCCCCACCUCCUCCUAAGCCGGACCUGAGCCGUUACACAGGGCUACGAACACACCUCAGCCUGGCUACUAAUGAGGAUAGCAGCCUCUUGGGCAAGGAGAGCCCUCCCACACCUACCAUGUACAAGUACCGGCCGGGCUACAGUAGCAGCAGCACAUCAGCCGCGAUGCCUCAUUCCUCCAGCGCCAAGUUGAGUCGUGGGGACAGCUUGAAGGAGCCCACCUCGAUCGCAGAGAGCGGCCGCCAUCCCAGCUACCGCUCGGAGCCCAGCUUGGAACCUGAGAGCUUCCGUUCUCCCACCUUCGGCAAAAGCUUUCACUUCGACCCACUGUCCAGUGGCUCACGCUCCUCCAGCCUCAAGUCGGCCCAGGGCACUGGCUUCGAGCUGGGCCAGUUGCAGUCCAUUCGUUCAGAGGGCACAACCUCCACCUCCUAUAAGAGCCUGGCCAACCAGACACGCAAUGGAAGCCUGUCCUAUGACAGCCUGCUCACUCCUUCAGACAGCCCUGAUUUCGAGUCCGUGCAGGCAGGGCCUGAGCCAGACCCACCUUUAGGCUACACCUCUCCCUUCCUGUCCGCCCGGCUGGCCCAGCAACGGGAAGCCGAGAGGCACCCACGUUUGGUGCCAACCGGCCCAGCGCACCGAGAGCCCUCACCAGUCCGGUACGACAAUCUGUCGCGCCAUAUUGUGGCCUCCCUCCAGGAACGAGAGAAGCUGCUACGCCAGUCACCCCCGCUCGCAGGCCGCGAGGAGGAACCAGGCUUGGGGGACUCGGGCAUUCAGUCAACACCGGGCUCAGGCCAUGCCCCUCGUACCAGUUCCUCCUCAGAUGAUUCAAAGAGAUCACCCUUGGUCAAGACUCCACUGGGACGCCCAGCAGCCCCCCGUUUUGGCAAGCCAGAUGGGCUAAGGGGCCGGGGACUAGGGUCCCCUGAACCAGGCCCAACUGCCCCGUACCUGGGCCGAUCUAUGUCGUACAGCAGCCAAAAAGCCCCACCUGGUGUCUCCGAGGCCGAGGAAGUAGCCUUGCAGCCAUUACUGACCCCCAAAGAUGAAAUACAGCUCAAGACCGCCUAUAGCAAAUCCAACGGGCAGCCCAAGAGUGUAGGCUCUGCCUCCCCUGGCCCUGGCCAGCCUCCUCUCAGCAGCCCCACAAGGGGCGGAGUCAAGAAGGUGUCAGGGGUGGGUGGUACCACCUAUGAGAUUUCCGUGUGAGCCUUCAGCACCUCCCUUUGCCCCAAGCCUCUGCGCCUACACCAAAGGGCCCCAGGUGGCCACCUUCCCUUCCUCAAGGGGCUCCCCUCCCCUGCAUGGACAUUUUUUUAAACCACCGAUUCCGAGAGGAUGAGGAGCGUUUUAUAAAAUGCAGUGGGGUUUGGGGAGUCGGAGAGUCGGGGCCCUGAGACUGGGGUAGCAAUCCCCUUCACCUUUUAAGACCUUCCCUUCCUUAACCCCUGGACCAGACUCAGUGGACAUUUGUGCAAUUGCUCGCCCUGGAGGGAACCAGAUCAUUUUUAAACCAGAAAUAAUUUUUUUUAUUAUUGUUACGGA